This is a messenger RNA of Spathaspora passalidarum NRRL Y-27907, 3246 nucleotides long. RefSeq names its product riboflavin kinase. NCBI's taxonomy places the organism in Eukaryota, Fungi, Ascomycota, Pichiomycetes, Serinales, Debaryomycetaceae. Gene Ontology annotation, biological process: FMN biosynthetic process; riboflavin biosynthetic process. The record is from RefSeq and is a predicted model, not a curated record. The coding region runs from base 334 to 909 and encodes 191 amino acids. The transcript has a single exon. Gene Ontology annotation, cellular component: mitochondrion. Gene Ontology annotation, molecular function: riboflavin kinase activity.
CUUAACCUAAAUUCGUAUAUGUUUAGUGGAACGAUUAUAUCAAAAGGGGAUCAAACCAUCGACCUAAUAUUGCGUUCUCUACAUUUUGUCUUGGCUCGGAGCUCGGUGUUUCUUCUAUUAAUUAGGUUAGAGCCCCGCUCAAUAACCCCCACAGACCAUAUCACCCCCUCGCCAAUCUUUCUGUUUGCUUCGGGAAUCUCACAAUUUUUCACGCCAUAUAAACAAAAAAUAAUUUCCCAGUCAUCAAUUCUAUUUGGUUAACAACCCUAUAAAUUGUUCCAAGUUUUCCUCCUUGGUCGAUUCUUUUAUAAUCAUUUAUAUCACCCAACUGCAAUGCAUCGCCCAGACGCAAACAUUCCUGUCAAACCAGAAUCACCUUACCCAAUCUACGACCAAACCUCAAUCAUACUUGGCUAUGGCCGUGGUGCUGGCGAAUUAGGGAUCCCCACAGCCAACAUCCCAAUCAGAAAGGAAAUCAGUCACUUGCCUACUGGAAUCUACUUCGGCUAUGCCAAACUCAUACCACUCACUGGCGAAAAGGAUGUAACCAAACUGAGAGCCACUAGAUAUGGCCAUCAUGAGCAAAUCUUGUUCAACCAUGGUAACAAGUUGAGCGAAGAGGAUUUGGAAGUGUUGCCUGUGGUCAUGUCGCUUGGAUGGAACCCAUUCUUCCACAACGAAGAAAAAGCCGCUGAGCUCCAUAUAAUCCGCAAGUUCAAAGAUACCUUUUAUGGUGCUGGUGUGAAAUAUGUGAUUUUGGGAUACAUCCGCCCUGAAUUGGAUUAUGUCAGUAAAGAGGCAUUGAUUGAUGAUAUCAACAAGGAUAUUGAAAUUGCAAAGAAGGUUCUUUCAACUGAGCAAUACCUUGCCUUCAAGAAGGAAUUAUUAGAUUUUGUUCCAUACGAUUGAUUGAUUGAUUGAUUGCUUACGAUUUCUAUGGAUAUAUUUUAUAUGCACUCACUGUAUAGUUUUUAUUUCUGAAAAAAAAAUAAAUUGCUAUUAAUUGAUACAUUUCAACCGACGUUAAAGUUAGACAUGUAGUCAAAGUAGGCGCAACCUAUACCUGCAUGGAUGUAAUAAAACGCACGGUCUAGAAUUGCCUGUAACUUAGUUCGCGUAUGCACUAAAAGGUACCGCCUGGAUAUGUUGAAUGUUUUUCAGUUAACAAUGAACGUUACUGAUUGCAAAAUAGUCAAAACAGAAAAAAAUAUUUCACCAGCCCCUCAAAUCACUGACUAAAAAUAUUACUUGAAAUUUAUCAAUGACCUCAACCGCAACUAUAGCCCGUUCUUCGGUAAUAUAAAUACUUCUCGAGGGUAAGGCACAACUAAACACAUAUAGUGGAUUCGUACCAUAAUGUUUGAGUCACCACUACUAUCUUUGCUAGCUUUGCUAUUGUUUUGCUUCAAUUCAGCCCUCGCGCAAGAAUUAGACGACAAUCAAUGUUUAAUACCUCAAAACUCAAGUGGAUCAGAUAUAUGUUUGUAUAUACGACAGAACUGUGAUGUGUCAUAUUUCAAAUGGUCUGAAUUGUACUACUGUUCGCCCCACUACCCAUCAUGGAUCUUAAUGUCCAUACUAUCACUAUUGAUUCUAUUGGCAUUGACAAUCAUCUUAAUAUCAUUGAGUAUAUUGGUGUCUAACUAUUUGUUUCGAAAUCUUAAUGAGUUCACCUAUACCCUCGGCUUGAAUAACCAAAUAUUAAGUUUCAUAUUAGUUCCCUUAACCAACUCAUUCCCCGAUUUGAUCAAUUAUUAUGUUGCUCUACAAUCUGGCUCGUCAGAUUUGGUCAUUGGUCAAGUAGUGGGAUCGAUAUUAAUCAUGUUUACGAUAAUCAUUGGUUUAAUCAGUAUCUUUAGUCGUGAAUUCAAAGUGGAACAACCUAAUUUGCUAACAAUCGACUUGAUUUGGGUCUUGCUUGUCCUUGGAUCAUUUCUGGUUAUUCUCUCCGAUGGUAAAAUCACGUUAGCUGAAAGUAUAACCAUGGUAUGCAUUUAUGCCGUGUAUAUCCUAUUCCUAAGCUUAUUUGACAAGGAAAAGUUGCGGGAUUUUGAUGAAGAACUCCUUAUCCAACAUAAUGACCAUGAACACAUUCUUGAACAACCCUAUAAUAUCGAAGAUGCAAUCAGCAUUUUAACAAAUGAAGAACGACCCGUGGUAACCAGGGGCAAGAGUUUCACAUCAAUGAGCUCUCUGCAUUUGAAAGCCAGUCCAACAAAUUCACGUAAAUCGUCCCCCUUGCGAAAUCUUCAACUGCCACCACCACCACCACAAGUUGACGACGAGGAGGAGCAGUUAUUACCAGAACCUGUUUCAGACUAUCUUAGUGUAGACUAUCAAUGCCGUCGAACUCGUUCGCUUGAAGUUUCCAGUGAUAUUGAACAAUAUAGUGUGGCUGCAAGUACCAGUUCGGAAAAACGAAAUCAAUUUUCAAUCACCAAUAUUUUUGGAUUCGUUUUCAAUGCUAUUGAUUUCAUACUAUUUUUUAUUAUUCCCAUCCACCAUUGCUGUGAUGAAGAAGACGUAUGGCACGUCAAGUCACAUCUUAUGCAUUCUUCAUACUUUAAAUAUUAUUACUUGAUCCAAGUUCCUGUAUUAAUUAAUUGGGAAUUUUGCAGCCUACCAUGGGAAUAUGUCAUACCGGGCAUAAUCUUUAUUGAAAUACCAUUGGCAUUAUUAUCAUUGAAGUUCAUUAGUGAAGAUGUUAAAGCAGUCAUUAUUACCCUGGUCGGUAUAGGUAUUAGUUUAUUGACUGUUUCCUAUUGCUCACUAGUUAUUCUUGAGCUACUUAAAAACUUUGGUUUGAUUUGGAGAAUCUCAGAUUAUUUACUUGGACUUUUGGUGUUUUCAAUAAGUAAUUCUAUAAACGACCUCAUUACAAAUUUGACACUUGCUACAAGAAUAAAUCCGAUUUUGGGGAUAAAUUCUUGUCUUGGAACUCCAUUACUUAUAAUCUUACUUGGUAUUGGUAUAAAUGGAAUCUAUGUCGUCACUAAAACCAAACAACCAAUUACAUUUACAUUGAGUCAUAACGCUAUUAUAAGCACAGUGGCAUUAAGUAUUACAAUAUUGUUUUUGUUGUUUUAUUUGCCAUGGAACAAAUGGCAUUUUGAUAGAAAAGUGGGGUUGAUUCUAAUUGGUUGGUAUUGUUUGAUUAUGAUUAUUAAUAUGUAUUUAGGAUAGUAUCGUAAUUCUUUAGUGUUGACGGCUUCAUGGACUUGUUUAAUUUAUUACAUGCAUCUUCAU